UUUCCGCGAACGAAUGACAAUAAUUAACUGCUGUUGUACCGACGAAGACGUAUAAUGACGGACAGCAAUGCGGUGGUGACAAUUAUGGCGAGCCUUAUUUGCUUGUCAAUUGUCGUCAGGAUUGUUUGCGGAAACGACAAAACCAUGAUCGCCUUUGGUCCGAUGCCCACUAAGCAGCAGCAAACAGUCGGAAAUUUCAGUGGCAACUUAAUGAGGAGUCCGAGGUUCGUGGUGGUCAAUGGCGACGACGUGCCCGACUACGAUGGCGUGGACGACGACGAUGACCACGUUGUGUACGACUACGACGACGGUGGUGGCAGCGGUGGCGACCACGACCACGGUUAUGGCGGUGAUCACGACUACCAUAACAUCGGUCAUGACGAUGACGACGAUGAUGACGAUUUCGACUACGGUAGCGGCCCCGGUUACCACCAUCACGUGUGGUGGCACCACUAUUACCACCACGGUGAACCGCACUUACCGUUUCCACUGUUCCCGCCAAUUUUCGUCGUCCACAGGCGACCACCUCACCGUCGAUGCGAUCGGUGGCCGUUCGUGUGCAGGAGCACGUACGAAAUGAUCCAAUGGCUCCAAUGUUAUCACGAGUUUUUGUCCGCCUCGGGAAUUCACGACGAGAACAGCUUCCAUGGGGUGGUUGGAGAGCCCACACACGCAUGGAGGAAAUAGCGACAGGGCGGCGUCGAGUGCUAGGACUCCGAGAACGAUCGGAGCGAAAAAUCGCACUUUUAAUGGUUUUUUUAUUGCCGUUCCAUAUAAUAUUUACCCAUACUUCUAGAAAGAUCAGAGACUGUCGGACUGGUACCUUUUGUUUUUUCCCCCGUUCUGGUUCCGGUACUAGAUUAUUUCAUUAAGAGGUUCUGGUUACGGUUCCGGUUUUUGAAAAUAUAAAUUUCGGGUGAAGGUCA
Molecule: messenger RNA, 926 nt
Organism: Diuraphis noxia (Russian wheat aphid)
Lineage: Eukaryota; Metazoa; Arthropoda; Insecta; Hemiptera; Aphididae
Source: RefSeq, a predicted model, not a curated record